Molecule: messenger RNA, 2052 nt
Organism: Sorghum bicolor (sorghum)
Lineage: Eukaryota; Viridiplantae; Streptophyta; Magnoliopsida; Poales; Poaceae
Product: auxin-responsive protein IAA27
Exons: 5
Coding region: 201-1277 (358 amino acids)
Biological process (GO): regulation of DNA-templated transcription
Cellular component (GO): nucleus
Molecular function (GO): protein binding
Source: RefSeq, a predicted model, not a curated record
AUCCACCAUCGACCACUGUAGUCCAGCACCAUCUUAUAUUCUGCCGACAUACUUAUUCUCCGACCAUAAACCCCUCCUCAACCCCUCACCACACUCACUCUAGCUCUCACUCCCUGUGCACACACCUCACUCUUCUCCUUCCUGCUGCUAGCUCUCUUCCACUUCCACUCUCAGCUAGCUAGCUCAUCCCCAUAGUCCAUAUGCUGAAUCUAGUAUCAUUUGAGACGCCGCCUCUCGGAAGGCAGGAGAGAUCAGCUAAUACUACCACUGUCACUGCAGCAGCGGCCAUCAGGGGAAAAAAGGAAGAAAGCUCCAGCAACACUUGCUUCCAUGGGCACCUGGACCUCAGUCUUGGCAUCUCCUUGUCUCAUGGCAGCGGCGGCGGCUGUGACGCAUCCAGCUGUGGCGGAAACAAGCAGGCGAGCUAUGGUGGUCGGCAGGGCAGCCGUGACGACAAGGACGAUGUUCGUUGCAUCACCACCGCCGCCGCCACAGCUGCAAAUGUGAUUACAGCAAGGCACGACCAUGUCGGUGAUUUGACAGCAUCAUCAGGAGGAGGUGGCUGGGCAGCGGCGUUCAUGCCGAGCCCGACCAGCUUCAUGCAUCCAUGGAGCCUCGCCGCACGGCAGCAGAAGGCUGCUGCGGAGCAAGACCGGACGCCGCCUACCACUUACAUGUCAAGUAAUGAUGACCGUGUGGCCACAUCACCGUCGGCCGUCGGCUGGCCGCCAGUGCACACCUCCCGGCGCAACAUCGUCACCGCCAUGCAAGUACCCAAGCCUACUGGCGCCACCGCCGCCGAUGGACCCGAAAGCACGACCACGACGCACGCCACAGCCGGCGGCGGCGAAAAGAAUGUGGCGCCGGCGCCGCCGACGGACAGCACGGUGGUGGCCACACUAAUACGGCCGCCGCCGGCGAACAUGUUCGCCAAGGUGCACAUGGAAGGAUACGCGAUUGGCAGGAAGAUCAACCUCAGGGCACAAGGCGGCUACGACUCGCUCUCCAGGGUGCUUACCAACAUGACAACAAACUUCUUUUGUCCCGCAGACUGUUCAGGUGCAGGCACGGGAGAAAAAGAUGUGCCUAAUAGUGACAAAUUCAUAUUUCUGUAUGAAGACUUUGAGGGUGACCGAAUGCUGGUUGGUGACGUCCCAUGGGAAUUAUUCCUAGCGUCUGCUAAAAGAUUGUACAUUGUCCGCAAUCCAGUAUCAAGUGACAAAGGUCAGGGUGAAGGUGACGGAAAAUAUAAAACCGAAAAAGCAACAAAUGACUGAAGGCACUCUUCAAGCAAGUGGUCACAAGGACACGAGCAUAUAUGCACUAUAUGCUUGCACAUCUCUUAAUUUGGCAAAUAUAGCUCCGAAUUACGUACUUUUCUUCUUGUACUAAUUAAGUGAGGUAGCUAGUAUCCACGUGAGUUAUAUGUUGCCGUUGUUGUUUCCUAAUCAAUGUGCAUAUAAUUUUGAUCGUUAUGUAAGAAAAAGAUCUAGAAAGGCAAAAACAUGCUGUCAGCAUUGGUCUCAACAGUGAUAAAUAAGGCAGGUAUAUGACUUUGUUGACCACAUUGUGUUUAUCAUGUCACUCCCUUUUUAAUAUCAUCUUGCAUACCAACUCAGUAUUUUGUGACACCAAACCCUAAAAACUGAAAUCCUAGAUGGCUUUUGAUCCUGGACUAACGAUUUAGUUUUCUUUACUUCGGUCAUCAUCCUUAGUUAAUCAAGCAGCCUGAAUAGCUCUGAACCAUGUUUGAUUAGGCCAAGGUUUAACAUGGUACCUGAGAGCUUGCCUAGGGCUUCUCAUUUUGCUAUGCUACCAUCCAUAAGCUAUUCCACCCACCUAUAGAAACAUUAAACAUAUCAAAGUAUUUUUCUGCUUUUUCUUUCCAUACGUUUAGGCAUCAAAUUUGGGAAAAAUAGAUUUAGGCAGGCGAGGUUCACGCAAAGGAUGCAUAGGAUAGUAUGGAUUCAUAUCACGAGAUUCAGGAACCUGAGAAGCAGACACAGUGUACUAACCACUAGCUAGGGGGUUGAUGAAAGACCAUGGCCCUUG